Dermatophagoides pteronyssinus (European house dust mite) is the source of this 2810-nucleotide messenger RNA. RefSeq lists its product as uncharacterized. Gene Ontology annotation, molecular function: protein binding. Lineage: Eukaryota; Metazoa; Arthropoda; Arachnida; Sarcoptiformes; Pyroglyphidae. The record is from RefSeq and is a predicted model, not a curated record.
UUCUUUUUUUUUGCUUUUAAUUGGUGGCUUUCGCAAUUAUCAAAUUCAAUGAUACUGAUUUUUUUGAAAAUCAGCCCGAAUGGCUCUUUUGUAUCGUUUCACCAAACUCAACGAUCGUUACAAUACAGGUAUAUUUACAUUUAUUGUUACACGUUCGGUUACACGUGAUCUACAUCGUGAUGCAACAACAAAAGAUUUCUAUUAUGGUUAUCAUCGUUGGGCUAUUUCAUUUACCCGUGCAAAUGAUCGUGCAUUGGGUGUUUAUCUUAUAUUAAGAAAUCCAUCACCAUCAACAAAAUGUUAUGCCGAUUUUACAUUAACAUUAUUGAAUCGUGAACAUUUUAGCCGUAAUGAACAGCAUCAGGAAAAACAAUGUAAAUUUACAACAGAACAUACGACACAGGGCGUUAGUAAAUGGAUACUGAUGAAUGAAAUUCAAUCACGCAAAUUUGGUGAUGAAACUGGAGAAUUUUUAUUAGAACUUAGUCUAGGUAAUAUAUUGACCAUUUUUGAGACUGAUCUACAAGUGUCAAAUAAUGGUCAGCUCAAAAGUGGUAAAUUUGAAAGUGCCUCAUUCAGUUUCGGUUCAUUCGAAUGGAAUGUUUCUAUUGUGAUCCAUAAUUAUGGUGCCACAUCUACAACUACAACCGCUAAUUCAAAUAAUAAUAAUAAUAAUAAUAGUAAUGAUAAUACAGUUAAUGAAUCAUCAUCAUCAACAACAUCAUCGAAUCGUAUAAUCUAUGUAUUUUUAAAUCGUUUAAGUGGAUUUGAUCAUCCAUGUCGUGUACAGUAUCGUGUUAUAAUCGGUGAUGAUGAACAAAAAAAUCAUGAAGAUUCAGGUGUUUUAGAUCAAAUAUCUGAUGCUGGUGGACGUAUACGUGGAUUUCAAAUGCAACAUUCAUUAACUGAUUUACUUAAAUCAAAUGGUACCGUUCGUGUUUUUGUUGAAUUACAUUGUUGUAAUGCAAUUAGCGAAGCAAAAGUGCCUAUCGUUCGUAAUCCUUCACCAACUAUUAGCUGUUAUGAUCGUAAUAAACAGGGUUGGUGUAUUGAAGCCGAUAUGGAUAGUGAAUUUUUACGCCUUAAACUUUUUUUUAUGGAUCUUCAUUCUGUACCAAGAAAUCAUCUACGUUAUAUAUCAUGGAUUGCUUAUGUGAUUGCAAAAGAUCCACGUCAUGGUGUACGUGAAAGUUUAGCUGUUACAAAUGCACCACAUUCAAAUUAUUAUGUUCAAGAUGGUAUCGAUAUGGGUGCAAUGAUGGAUACAACAUUACCAGUGUCAAAAAUCAAAGAAACACCAAAAAUCUAUUUAGAAAAUGAAAAAUUAACCGUACAUGUUGAAUGGUGUGAUUCGAUAAUGUUAUUCAAUCAUAUUUAUCAUAAAUAUGAUGAUAUUACACGUAUACAUGGCCAUCAAAUGAGACGUGAAAUACUUGCCCUAAGCAAUGAAAAUUAUAGCCUUGAAAAGCAAUUAAUUUCCUAUCAGAAAACAAUUGGACAUACUGGUGGAAAUUCUCGUUCAUUAUCAAAAGAUAAUUCAAGUAAUGAAAGUGGUUCAAUUAAAAGCAAUCAACCACAACAAUUAUAUCAACAACAACAGCAACAACAACAUAAACAUCAUAUUGGUGGACGACGUUCAUCAUCGGAAAUUCAAUUGAAUGUUGAACAUUUAUCCAAAAACAAGAAUCCAUCAUCAUCAUCAUCAUCAUCUGUAAUCAUUCCCAAAAAUAAUCAACAACAACAAAUUUCUCAAAAUAUUCAACGAAAUGGCCAUCAGGAUUUAGGAUCAUCUAUUCAAUCAACACAAUUACAAUCCAUACAUCAAAAUCAAUCAAUUAUAACAAAUCAACAACAACAACAACAACAAUUAGUUAUAAAUGCACGUAAUAUUCAUCCAAAACAACAACAGCAACAACAAUCAAUUUUUCAUCAUCAUCAUCAUAAAUUACCGACAAUACCAAAUCAACCAUCACAACAAAUAGCUACACCGCCACCAUAUCAACAUUCAUUUAAUAAUAUAAAUUCAGCUGUUUAUACAUCAAUGAUAACAAAUUCACCAAAAUUAAAUGCAAUACGUAAAGCAUCACUUACACAUUAUGGAUCAUUACCAAAUAAUACAUCAUCAUCAUCGAUGAAAUUUUUCUACAGUGAAGAUCAAGGAGAUUAUGGUGGUCCAAAUGUUGUGACGAAUUUAACGCCACCACCAUCACAAUCGCAACCAUUAUCGCCACGUAUUGUACAACAACGAUCAUUACAUCGAUCAAGAGAACGUAAUUAUUCUUCUCCAUUGACAUCAACAAUGUCCAUUCAUCAAACAUCAUCAUAUGGUAGUGGAAAUAGUAAUAUCAAUGGUCUUAUACCUCCAUUAUCAUAUAAUACACUUGAUAAUGAAAUUAUUCAUUAUCGUGCACCGAUAUCACCGAGCUUAACAAUAACACAACCAUUUUUAAAGCAACAACAGCCAGCACCAUCAUUAUCACAAUCAGCAUCAUCAUCACCAUUAAGACAUGGACAACAUCAUAACCAUCAUCAUCAAUAUGGUAAUCGUUUUAUAAAUCCAACCGUUAUUAUUGAUAAUGAAAAUUGUCAAACACAACAAUCACAACAAACAUUAUUGAUGAAUCCAGCUAAUGGUUGGAAUUGUCCACAACCACAACAAACAAUGACAAACAAUUUACCUGUAAAUGUUCGAACUGGAAUGGAUCAAAAUGAUUAUCUAUCAGGUUAUAUUCAAGGAUAUCAAUAAACGUAAAUAUAAUGGCUGAUAAUUCAAAAAAAUACACCCUUAUGUUACGAUUGAAAAACAAAAA